Molecule: messenger RNA, 2215 nt
Organism: Salpingoeca rosetta
Lineage: Eukaryota; Choanoflagellata; Craspedida; Salpingoecidae
Exons: 15
Coding region: 174-1952 (592 amino acids)
Biological process (GO): retrograde transport, endosome to Golgi
Cellular component (GO): Golgi apparatus; membrane
Source: RefSeq, a predicted model, not a curated record
CACACAACUCGCUCCUGCUGUUGCUUCGUUGUGGGCGAAUAAAGACAGCGAACAACGCACACAUACGCAUACACUGCACGGAGGCACAGAGAUCCAGAGGCACAGAGGUCCAGAGGAGUAGCAUCCACGAUAAAGGAGGAAGCACGAUAGCGCAGGGGUAGGGGACAACGAUCAUGAGAGCGUGGAGCACACGCGGCGCUUGUGUUGCCGCUGUGCUUGUCACCGUGGUUGCGCUUGCAUCCGUGGUUGAGCUGGGACAUGGUGCCAUCGUCGAGUUUGGCGACGAUGGCAGGUCCUGGCAUCAACACACGGAAGCGCUCUUCAAGACCAACAAGAAACGCCCCUUCAUCGACUUUGCAGUUGAGUGUGUUGGCGACUUCUCCUACAUGGUGACGGCGUCAUCGUUUGCACCAUACUACGAGAUCCCAACGGAGAGACCUGGCGUCACCAACAUUACCAACGCCUGCGUCGUCCCUGAGGGACUCGAAUGCUCAGCCUCUCCCCUGACCACAACCGCCCCCGUCACAACGACUGCCAACGCCACUGUCAACGCCACCACAACCCCGAAACAGGGAGGCGGUAGCCGCCGCUCCCUGCAGGGCGUGGGUGUGCAUCCACGUGUCGUACGUGGUGACAAGACCACGGCUGCACCGACAACAGCGGCAAAGGCAGGCAGUGACGACGAUGACGAUGAUGACACACAGCGCCUCGUGUGCGACCGCUCCAGCGGUCUUCGCAUCCUUGAGAGUCAGAUCAAGCUGCAGUCUGGCUGCCGCACGUGCGGGUCUGUUGUCACGGUGCCCACGGGCCACUUUGCCUUUGACGGCUACUACACGCUGUGGAUUGAGUCCGUCCCAGAGUCAUCAGGCGGCAACAUCACACACACCGGCGCCCCCAUCUCUGGCACGUCCACGUUCAAGAAUGUGGACGGGUACCUUCCGUCUGACCUUGUGCCGCUGCUGCCGCUGUACGCGGGUCUCGGCUUCAGUUACGGCGGCCUCGCUCUCUUCUGGGCCGUCAUGCUCGCCUGCUACUACAAGGAUCUGCUCUACAUCCAGUUUUGGAUGGGCGCCGUCAUCUUCUUUGGAAUGAUUGAGAUGUCUGUCCGCUACGCCGACUACGACCACUUCCAGAACAAGGGCACACGCUCAACCGGUCUCAUGGCGUUUGCUGUUCUUCUCUCGGCGGCGAAGCAGACGCUGUUCCGCCUGCUCCUCCUCAUCAUCAGCAUGGGUUACGGCAUUGUCAAACCGCGUCUGGGCGGGGCUGUGAAGUACAUCACUGUCAUUGGCGGCGCUUACUUCUUCUUCCACGCCGCGUAUUUUAUCGCGUCGGAACUGGCAAAGACCUCUGACGCGAGCGACCAGGUGCAGAAUGUGAUGGCAAUUCCGCUCGCCGUCCUGGAGACGGGAUUUCUCUGGUGGAUUUUCCUCGCCCUCUCAAACACAAUCAAAAUCCUCAUGCUCAGGAACAACGCGACAAAGCUGCUGCUUUACUCGCGAUUUCGCAUUGCGCUUGGCAUUGGCGUUGUUGCCGGCAUCAUCUACGUUCUCUGGCUCUCGUUCGACGACACGACCGACUGGCGCACCGCCUGGUACCACGAGGGCUACCUGCACUUCCUGUUCUUCGGCCUGCUCGUUGUGAUUCUGUACCUGUGGCGGCCGACGCUCAACAACCAGCGCUAUGCGUACUCCCUCGACGCAGACAACGCAGACGACGAUUACGAGGUUGUGCCCAACUUCCAGUCUGACGCAAUGAAGCAGCGCAACGUUUCCAACCGCCACCAGUCCCAACACCAGCUCCCGCUCUUGCCCGAGGAGGAUGAGGAUCUGAAGUGGGUUGAGGAGAACAUCCCAAGCACGAUGGUCAGCGACACGACAUUCCCCAGCUUUCCCCUCGACUCCGAUGAGGAGCUGAUGCACACGCGAUUUGAACUGUCCAAGAUGGACUGAUGACGCGAUAACAGCGCGAAGGACUUGUGUUUUUGCUGCGACUGGACUGGAGGCGCUGGUGUUGGUGUUUGUUCAUGUGUUGUGGUUUUGUUGUUGUGCAGUGGUUUCGUAUUGCCUUGUGUUGUGUUUGAAUCUCACGCGUACGUGGUGUCUUCCCUUUAGCUGUGAGCGUGAAUGGUUGCGGAUGAAUUACACUGGAACUCUCCAAAUCACUUCACCUACCACGCCACACACACACACAUACACAUACACACACAUGUGGG